AUGACAACGCAGCCCGACUCUGAAGUCGCCAAGAUUUCAAUACUCGGACAAGACUCUAUCAUUGUUGGGUUUCACUUGACAAACUACAUCGCUCGAGAUGUAUUGAGCAAUAUUAUUUCUUCCAAUUACAUACUUAUUACGGAUAGCAAUAUUGCUCCACUUUACCUCGACAAAUUUGUUAAUGCUUUCAACAAUUUUAUAGACGAAUUAUAUACAGCUAAAGGCGAAAAGGCACCACGUAUUUUCACUCGUAUCUUACCGCCAGGGGAAAUGACCAAAUCGCGUAAAGUCAAGGCAGAAAUUGAGGAUUGGCUUUUAUCGAAUGCAGUGACCAGAGACACUUGCUUUUUAGCCAUCGGUGGUGGUGUUAUAGGUGACCUAGUAGGUUUCAUUGCAGCUACUUUUAUGCGAGGUGCCGCCGUAGUUCAAAUUCCUACUACUUUAUUGGCUAUGGUUGACUCCUCUAUCGGUGGAAAGACCGCUAUUGAUGUUCCUGCGGGCAAGAAUCUAAUUGGUGCUUUUUGGCAGCCAAAGCGAAUUUUUAUCGAUAUCAACUUUUUGCGUACUUUGCCAGAGCGCGAGUUUUCGAAUGGUAUGGCUGAAUGUAUUAAGACUGCUGCUAUUUCUAAUGAAGAUGAUUUCUGCAAACUCGAGAAUGGCGUUGAAGCCAUUCGCGAAGCGGUUUUGGGUAAUAGUUCAAACACAGAAAAUCAAGGGGCAACUCUAGAAACUCGUACAGAAUCGCAGAUAUUAUUGAUGGACAUCAUCAUGGCCUCGGCUCGUUUCAAAGCUUUUGUCGUUACGAACGACGAAAGAGAAGGUGGCCUUCGAGGAUUGUUGAAUUUUGGACAUUCUAUUGGACAUGGAAUUGAAGCAUUAGUCUCACCCCUGAUGCUACAUGGUGAAUGCGUUUCUAUCGGGUGUAUGAAGGAGGCUGAACUGGCCCGUAACCUUGGCUAUUUAAAUCAAGUAGCUGUUGGCCGCUUAGCUCGCUGCUUCGCUUCUUAUGGUUUACCAAUCAGUAUGGACGAGAAAAGAGUCAAGGAUAGAAUCGGUGAAUUAUACUGCCAUGUUGAUGACAUUAUGGAAGUUAUGAAGGUUGAUAAAAAGAAUCAGGGUGACAAAAAGCGUAUUGUUAUGCUUUCUGCCAUUGGGAAGACUUUGGAACCUCGCGCGAGCGUUAUAGCAGAUGCUGAUAUCCGAAAGGUUUUAUCGCCUUCACAGCUUGUAUUGCCCGUGACUGAAUCACCAAAUGGCCCCAAGAAAGAAAUCACUUUGACUACUCCAGGUUCUAAAUCGAUAUCUAAUCGUGCACUAUUGAUCGCUGCAUUGGGUGAGGGCACUGUUAGACUUAGUAAUUUAUUACAUUCAGAUGACACCCAGUUCAUGUUAGCAGCAUUGAAGAGUCUGAAUGCUGCUGAUUUCGAAUGGGAAAAUAAUGGGGAAACACUCGUUGUUCACGGAGGAGGUGGCAGAUUAUCUGUUCCAGACAAAGAGAUUUAUGUUGGUAAUGCUGGUACAGCCUCACGAUUUCUGACGUCUGUUUUAACUCUAAUACCCACUGCCAAUGGCUGCAAGCGAGAAUCAGCGAUACUUACCGGUAAUGCUCGUAUGAAGCAGAGACCAAUUGCUCCGCUUCUUGAUGCAUUGACGACAAAUGGUGCAAAUAUUAAAUCUAUUGAAAAAGAAGGUUUUCUACCUAUCGCUGUAACUCCCAAUGGUGGUUUUAAUGGCGGUCGAAUUGAACUAGCUGCUUCUAUUUCAUCCCAAUAUGUUUCCUCAAUUUUAUUAUGUGCACCAUAUGCAUCCGAACCUGUCGAGCUUGUUUUGACAGGUGGACAAGUAAUCUCUCAGCCGUAUAUCGAUAUGACCAUUGCUAUGAUGGAAUCUUUCGGUGCUAAAGUCGAACGCCUUCCAAAUAAUACGUACAGAAUUGAGAAGGGCAUCUACAAGAACCCUGAUCGCUAUCUCGUGGAGUCUGAUGCAAGCUCAGCCACAUAUCCUCUUGCUAUUGCUGCAAUCACUGGUUCCACUUGCACAGUUACUAGUAUCGGCUCUAGCUCCCUUCAAGGUGAUGCUACCUUUGCUGUUAAUGUUCUCAAACCUAUGGGAUGUACAGUCGUUCAAACAGAAACCUCCACUACAGUUACUGGCCCUCCAAAUAUUACACGUAUUACCGGUAUUGCUAAUCAGCGUGUAAAAGAGUGCAAUCGAAUUGCUGCUAUGGUUCAUGAGCUCACGAAAUUCGGCGUUCAAGCAUCUGAGCUACCUGAUGGAAUUCAAAUCCAUGGCAAACCAAUCAAAGAGCUGCGACCGCCCAAGGAUGGAGUCCACACCUAUGAUGAUCAUCGCAUAGCUAUGAGUUUCUCUGUCCUCUCUACAGUUGUACCACAUGGAACGAUCAUUACGGAUAAAAAGUGCGUUGAGAAAACGUGGCCUACAUGGUGGGAUGACCUUCAAUCUAAGCUAGGUGUUCGUUUGAAUGGUAUUGAUUUAGGCAAAAAAUUGAACGAUACUGAUAAAUCCCUGGGACGUAAUGUAACAAUGGUCACGAAGAAGAUGGACAAUGAAAAAUCUUUGGUUAUCAUUGGCAUGAGAGGAGCUGGAAAAACUACUCUUGGUCAAUAUGCCGCUGAGAUAUUGGGGUUCGAUUUUGUUGAUGUUGAUCAGUAUUUUGAAAAGACCUUAAACACGACCAUCUCGAGCUUCAUCAGCACUUGGGGAUGGGAUCAAUUUCGUAUAAAGGAAACUGAAGCUUUGAAGCAGCUACUAGCUAAAGAUUCGAAAUAUGGAAGAAAUUAUGUUAUUGCUUGCGGUGGCGGUAUUAUUGAAACUGCCGAGGCUCGUGAAAUCCUAAAGGAUCAUACUAAGCUCGGCGGAAAGGUCCUUCAUUUGGUGCGUGAUAUUGAGCAAAUUAUGCGUUACUUAAACCGUGAUCAAACACGCCCUAUGUUCGGUGAAGAUAUGCUAACUGUCUGGCGUCGUCGUCGUUCAUGGUACAAAGAAGUCUGUAAUUUUGAAUUCGUUGCGUACGCUGAUGACUUGCUUGACGAUGGAUACGUUUCUCCUACUGAAUGGUUAGCCAUCAAAAAGGACUUACAGCGAUUCCUAACCUUCAUCACUGGCCGUCAAACCAAUCAUGUAGAUACCACUUCUGGCCACACUGGCACACCCACGACCUUUGUUUCGUUGACUUCCAAAGAUCUCAGCUCUUCCCUUGGGAUACUCAAGGAAGUGUGUGAAGGCGCUGACGCAGUUGAGUUACGCGUUGAUUUGUUACAAAAACCUGAAGAUAAGGAAGACAUGGAUUAUAUCGAAUAUGUUGGUGAACAACUCGCUAUGCUUCGUCGUACUGUGUCUAUUCCUGUUAUUUAUACUGUUCGCUCCAAAGGUCAAGCUGGUGCUUUCCCUGAUGACGAUGAAAAAGGCAUGUUCGAUUUACUCGAGUGGGGUUUGCGUUGGGGCUGUGAGUACGUUGAUGUUGAAAUGUGUUGGAAUCCUUCAACUAUUGAGACAUUCAUUGCUAAAAAGGGUGAAAGUCUUAUCAUAUCUUCUUGGCAUGACGUUCAAAAUAAUACCCCUUGGGACGGCAAGGGUAUACAAUUGAAGUACGAAACAGGUCACAAGUAUGGUGAUAUAAUCAAGUUGGUGGGAAACGCACAGACUUUCCAAGACAAUAUGCUGCUAGAAACAUUCCGCGCUUCGAAAAAAAGUGGCAAAGAUCUUAUCGCCAUUAACAUGGGAGCCGCAGGACAGCUAUCGCGUGUUAUUAAUGACUGUUUGACUCCUAUCACCCAUCCUGCUUUACCUCGGAAAGCUGCUCCUGGACAGCUUUCUCUUGCUGAAAUUAAUAAAGCGCGUCAUCUGAUUGGUCUUUUGCCUGCUAAAUCCUUCUGGUUAAUCGGCACUCCCAUUCAACAUUCCAUGUCACCCACGCUUCAUAAUACAGGUUUCCAAGUGUUGGGCCUUCCGCAUCAAUAUGGGCUGUUAGAAUGCCAUAUGGUUGAAUAUGCUGAGGAAGCAAUUCUUAAAGAUCCCAAUUUCGGUGGUGCUUCUGUUACAAUCCCACAUAAAGUGAACAUUAUGAAGUACUUAGAUGCUGUUAGCGAUAAUGCCAGAGUGAUUGGUGCUGUCAAUACAAUCUAUGUCAGAGAAAUGACUGUGAACGGCGAGAAAAAACGUAGAUUAUUGGGUGAAAAUACAGACUUUAUUGGUAUGAAACGCUGCAUUCAAGCUCUUAUGCUAGACAUCAACAACCCUCCAGAGGAGGGUCUAGUCAUUGGUGCAGGUGGAACUGCUCGUGCAGCUUUGUAUACUCUGCAACAGAUUGGUAUCCAGAAAAUUUAUCUGUGGAAUAGAACUAUUUCUAAGGCUUAUGACCUUCAAAAGGCAUUCAAAGGCAUCAUAAACGUACAGGUGGCUGACUCAUUAGAUGAGAAGCUCGCGCCUGGAGUUAUUAUUUCAACUGUCCCUGCGGAUUCCAAUAUUGAACUGCCAUUACAUUUAUACGGUGGCAUCAAAGGUAUCAUCUGUGAUAUGGCCUACAAACCACGCAGAACGAAAUUACUUCUUCAAGCUGAACGUAAAGGAUGGUUAUGCAUUGAGGGCAUUGAAAUACUUAUUGCACAAGGUAUUGCUCAAUUUGAAAUUUGGACGGGUAAACAUGCUCCUGUCGAUAAAAUUGAAGAAGAGGUCUUAAAGAGAUACGAAUUGUAA
This is a messenger RNA of Mycotypha africana, 4716 nucleotides long. RefSeq lists its product as uncharacterized. Gene Ontology annotation, cellular component: cytoplasm. Gene Ontology annotation, biological process: aromatic amino acid biosynthetic process; chorismate biosynthetic process. Gene Ontology annotation, molecular function: shikimate 3-dehydrogenase (NADP+) activity; 3-dehydroquinate synthase activity; 3-phosphoshikimate 1-carboxyvinyltransferase activity. Lineage: Eukaryota; Fungi; Mucoromycota; Mucoromycetes; Mucorales; Mycotyphaceae. The transcript has 4 exons. The record is from RefSeq and is a predicted model, not a curated record. The coding region runs from base 1 to 4716 and encodes 1571 amino acids.